AUGGCUCCCCGAGCCCCCGUCCGUCGCGGGCGUGACGAUGUUGAUUACUCUGCGGUGGGCAAGUUGGGAAGGCGAACUGGUGUCACGCUGGAGCAAAGACCUGUCGAUGCGAACGGAAUGGAGGAGAUAACGGGAAUAUUUUCGUCCCCGCGCAAACCCUCUCCGCUGAAGAACAUGGUGGUCAUGGAAAGCGUAGAUGAAGCAGCAUCAAGCCUGACUCCUAGACAAACACUGUCGGCCUCGCGACGAACAACUCGGAAUACGCCGGUGCGGCCGCCUGCGUCUUCUUCGCCUCGGAAAGCUGGGAUCAGUGGAACUGCUAGAAGAAGCAAUGGAAUGGAUAUAUUCUCUUCGAGGAAAAGCCAACGGUUUGGACACCAGGAAGAUCUUGAGAACACGCCCAACAUCGGCAGUGUCAGACAAAUGCAACAACCCAGCGUCAGCCCCAGCCCAGAAAAGUCGCCGUUGCGAGAUAUUACAAUGCACAGCACACCUUCGAAUGGGAGGUCUAGAAUGAGCAUGGUCCAGAUAGAGAGGGAACUGAGCGAAGUCCGCGAACGUGCACCCUCCUUCGAAACUUCACUGCCAGACAUAUCCCAUGAUCCCGCGCUAGAUGAGGGGCAUGCAUUGCCCACAACCGAGGACUACGGUCCGACACCCAACGAGCAGGAAGAGGCGCCUUGGGAGGAAGAGGGGGAAGCAAUGGAGGGUCUUGGUAGCCCUGCGCAAGAGCUAGAUGAUGAAGAGGCAGACCAGACUUUCGAGCCUGAGCCUGAGCCUGAGGUCCACCCCACGAUGCACAACGAAGCAAAUUCACGAAGGAAGAGAAAAUCGGACACGGUUGAACAUGAUGAGGAAGCGGCGGUUUCGCCUGUAGCUCGAAAGGCUCGGAAACUCAAGGACAAACAACAGGCAUCAACCAUAGAAGUAUCCCAGAGGCCGACGGAAAAGCAAUCGCGAUCACCGAAACCAAAAGGCAAACAACCUCUGAGGAAGAAGGACGCCAACGUCCCAAUGUCGUCUCGACAGGAGCAGGAACUUGAGAACAUCAUUGAGAAGGUGAAAGCAAGGCCUGGCCCACCAAGAUCUCUGUACAUAUUGCGUCGCGAAACGCCGGCUGAUGAUGGCGUUACGCACACCCGAAGCGGACGUGUCAGCAUCAAGCCUUUGGCGUACUGGCGCAACGAAAGAUGUGUCUAUGGAGGUAGUCCUAAGAGUGGUCUCGCAGAUGGCGCUCGAUUUCCCUUGAACAGCAUCAAAGAAAUUGUACGGACGGAGGAAGUCGAGAGUCAAAUUGCAACGCAAAAAUCGAAAAAGGGCAAGAAAACAGCCAAAGGUAAAGGCAACAGCAAGCCACGCGCAGCGUCAGCCGAGUUAUCAGAGUCUUCAGAUUCUGAUGAAGACAUGGACGUCGACGGGAUGCCGAAAGAAGAUCCCUAUGCGGAGCCGUGGGAGACGGAUUCCGGAACCUUGCGUGGGUUUGUUUCGUUGUGGGACACUCAAGAACAGGCGCCGAUGGAAGACGAGGAGGAAAUCGAGAUAGCCCACGCUCCUGCUGCCAUCAAGACGCGAGAAGUCAAGGCUUCAAGCCUCAACGAAGGUCCGACAUUCCGCUACGCCAAGUUGUUGAGCACGAAUUUCUUUGGAUCAGGCCUUGUCGAUCUGCCGCCCGGUGGCAUCAAGAGACCUAAAAACAGCCGAAAGAUGCAUAUGAGCUUCUACGUCGUCAAGGGUCGGGUCAGUGUGACUGUCGGUCCCAUUGAUGGUGACGAAACCGGAAGUAUGAAUCGAUUCAGCAUCGGCAAGGGUGGUUUUUGGCAAGUCCCGAGAGGUAAUCAAUACUCGAUAGAGAACGAACUGGAGAAACCGGCUCGUGUGUUCUUCAGCCAAGGGUGCGAGCUCGUACCUUUUAACGAAGAUGAACAAUGA
Exophiala oligosperma is the source of this 1929-nucleotide messenger RNA. RefSeq lists its product as uncharacterized. Gene Ontology annotation, biological process: attachment of mitotic spindle microtubules to kinetochore; kinetochore assembly; spindle attachment to meiosis I kinetochore. The transcript is spliced from 4 exons. Bases 1 to 1929 code for a protein of 642 amino acids. The record is from RefSeq and is a predicted model, not a curated record. Gene Ontology annotation, cellular component: kinetochore. Gene Ontology annotation, molecular function: centromeric DNA binding. Lineage: Eukaryota; Fungi; Ascomycota; Eurotiomycetes; Chaetothyriales; Herpotrichiellaceae.